Molecule: messenger RNA, 1038 nt
Organism: Tauraco erythrolophus (red-crested turaco)
Lineage: Eukaryota; Metazoa; Chordata; Aves; Musophagiformes; Musophagidae
Source: RefSeq, a predicted model, not a curated record
CCGCCGCCCCCCCUGCACCACGAGUGGACCUACGAGGAGCAGUUUAAGCAGCUCUAUGAACUGGACGAGGACCCGAAACGCAAGGAGUUCCUGGACGACCUAUUCAGUUUCAUGCAGAAGAGAGGGACGCCCGUGAACCGCAUCCCCAUCAUGGCCAAGCAAGUGUUGGACCUGUACACGCUGUACCGACUGGUGACGGACAAGGGUGGCCUGGUCGAAGUCAUCAACAAGAAAAUCUGGCGGGAGAUCACCAAGGGCCUCAACCUACCUACCUCCAUCACCAGCGCUGCCUUCACGCUCCGCACGCAAUACAUGAAGUACCUGUAUCCCUACGAAUGUGAGAAGCGGGCGCUCAGCUCUCCCGUGGAGCUCCAAGCUGCCAUCGACAGCAACCGGCGGGAGGGGCGGAGGCAGACUUUCGGCACGGCGCUCUUCAACUACUCCCCAGCUGGCACCCCAACCCUGCUGGGCUCCCCCAAAAUGCCUCUGCCGGCUCUCAGCAUCUCCACACACAGCUGCAGCCAGCUUGGGCAGGUGCAUGCUGUUAAGAAAGAGGAUGGCGUGCUGGCAGCGGCAGUGCCAGGGCGCAUCGCUAUCCCGGUGGGACUGGCCGGGCACCACCUCGCAGCGGCUCAAGCAGCAGGCCUGGAGCAGCUGCGGGAGAAGCUGGAGACGGGGGAGCCCCCAGAGAAGAAGUUGGCCCUGACAGCGGAGGAGCAGCAGCGGCUGGUGCAACACGCGCUGCAGCACAACCUCCUGGCCGUGGCCUCACAGUUCCCCAUGAAUGUCAAGAUCUCCAACCGAGAUGACAGACAGGAGACCGCAUUGAACCUGUCCACCAACGGCAUUAGCAGUAUCAACAUGUCAAUAGAAAUAAAUGGAGUUGUCUACACAGGGGUCCUGUUCGCCCGCCGGCCCUCAGCCCCUCCGGCACCCGGUGGAGGGAACACCCAGAGCCGGCCGAACCCCGUGCCCGCCCCAAACCCACUGCUCCCAGCCCCCUCGCACAGCCACACUCCUGCCAGCGCCUCGCCGUAG